This is a messenger RNA of Electrophorus electricus (electric eel), 967 nucleotides long. RefSeq names its product anaphase promoting complex subunit 10 (gene anapc10). Gene Ontology annotation, cellular component: anaphase-promoting complex. The record is from RefSeq and is a predicted model, not a curated record. Gene Ontology annotation, biological process: protein K11-linked ubiquitination; anaphase-promoting complex-dependent catabolic process. NCBI's taxonomy places the organism in Eukaryota, Metazoa, Chordata, Actinopteri, Gymnotiformes, Gymnotidae.
GGCCGGGAAAAGGAUUUGGUUUGAAGUCGUGAGCAAAUGUAUGCCAGUAAAUAUUAAGAAUAUUUUAGGGGAAAUGUUCACUAGGACAAAUUAGUGUGCGCCACAGUAACCAUGGCAACCGCAACGAAAACGCCACCUGGCGCGGAUCCCAAGCAGCUGGAGCGCACGGGGACCGUCCGCGAGAUCGGAUCUCAAGCCGUGUGGUCGCUUUCAUCAUGCAAACCUGGUUUUGGAGUUGACCAGCUAAGAGAUGAUAAUCUGGAGACGUAUUGGCAAUCUGAUGGCUCUCAGCCUCACUUGGUCAACAUCCAAUUCAGGAGGAAGACCACGGUGAAGAUGCUGUGCAUUUAUGCGGACUAUAAAUCAGAUGAGAGCUACACCCCCAGCAAAAUCUCCGUUAGAGUGGGAAACAACUUUCACAACUUAAUGGAGAUCCGGCAGUUGGAAAUGGUGGAGCCCAGUGGCUGGAUCCACAUCCCCCUGUUGGACCUAGUGAACAACCCCAUCAGGACCUUCAUGAUCCAGAUCGCUGUGCUGGCCAACCACCAGAACGGCCGUGACACGCACAUGAGGCAGAUUAAGGUCUACACGCCUGUGGAGGAGAGCUCCAUCGGCAAGUUCCCACGAUGCACCACGGCCGACUUCAUGAUGUACCGCACCAUCAGAUGACAGUGUGUGCUCUAUGAGCUCUCUCUAGAAGUGCAAAGUUCAGGGUCAUGGGUCAUGAGCACUCAGACUUCACACAAAAGGUCACAGGGCAGUGAUUCCCAGUGUGGACAAGCUGCCAAUACACAGAGAACAUCCUGCAAAACCUGGAAGAGCUGGCAGGUUAUCGAUGUAAUUUGUGUUUGAAGUAGAGUGGGAAUGCAACUAAGAAUGAGCUUAAUGUAAAUGUGUUACGGAUUAUUUCAUUGUGCCAUGUUUUUGAAAGUGAAUUAUUGUACAGGUAAUAAAUUUUUUAAAAUUA